Messenger RNA from Rotaria sp. Silwood2, 627 nucleotides. The record is from the annotation of a GenBank genome assembly. Lineage: Eukaryota; Metazoa; Rotifera; Eurotatoria; Philodinida; Philodinidae.
AUGAAUUGGAAAGACGAAAAAACAAUUAGUGUUUAUGAUUUAUCUAAUCAAGAGAAUAAAAAUUCUGGUGACAUUUCAAAUAAAAAUAUUUUUAUAGAAACCCAACAAGAUUCAAUUAAGCAUAAAACAUCAAAUAUUUAUCAUCAAAAAACAUUUAGUAAUUUUCUAUGUUUGUCUCAACAAGACAAAUUAAUUGAAUUACGUACAAAACCUUCAAGAUAUCUUAAUUUUUCUCAAUCAUAUAAUACAAUUAAUUUAAAAUUAUAUAAUGAUAAUUGUUUUCCAAUAAUAUUUAAAUUAAAAACAACUCAACCUGAUAUAAUAGCAUCACAACCAGCUCGUGGUUUUAUUCAAGCUAAUUCAUUUAUUGAAUGUCAUUUAACUUCUAUUGAACUUAAUUAUCAAAUAUUACUUGUUAUACAAUAUGCACAAAUAUUAAAUGAAUAUGAUGAUUAUAUAACACAAUGGAAAAAUUUAAAAUCCGAUAAAAUUCAUAUUAAAAAAUUUCAAUGUAUUUUUGAAAAUGAAAAACAAAUUUAUGGAAAAAAAAAAUUAUUCAAACCAAUAUUAAUUACAUUUGCAACAAUAACUCUUCUUACUACUUUUAUUUAUUUAAGAAAUAAAUAA